Molecule: messenger RNA, 5235 nt
Organism: Centruroides sculpturatus (bark scorpion)
Lineage: Eukaryota; Metazoa; Arthropoda; Arachnida; Scorpiones; Buthidae
Product: PP2C-like domain-containing protein CG9801
Exons: 8
Coding region: 292-1911 (539 amino acids)
Source: RefSeq, a predicted model, not a curated record
UUACAGACACGUGAUGCAACAUGCCGCAAUGCGUUCUGGAAGAGGCGAUUAAGGUCUAACGGGAAAUGACAAAUAGAAAGUUUAUAAAAGGACCUCUAAAUUGAUUCAGACAAAAUCGUUAAUAUCUAGUUUACACGCUAGACACGAGGGGGAGCUUUAAUCAUCAAAACAAAACUCAUCCGGGUCGCCAUCCGCUCGUCAGUUGUUAGUGAAUAACGGUCUAUGGAAUCAGAGUUGUGCGAGAAGUGAAAGCGAAAAAAAAAAGGAGGAAAAAAUUUAGGUGGCUAACCAAUGAUGCCUACUUUACGUGAGAAGGUGCAGGAAUUUCUUAAACAUUUAUCUUCUAAUCAAGAUGGCAAAUGCGACAAGUCUCCUUGCACGUCGCCUACAGGUCAAGGGUCGUUCAUUCAUAAAUAUUUAUGCGGAGAAGUUAAAAAGAAUCAUCCUGACAUUUUAUUUGGAAAAUCCUGUUAUGAUUUACCCAUUCAAGAAAUAAGUGUGCUAUCUAAAAAAGUUCUUUCUGCUUACACAGGACCUGUGGGUGGUCUUACACAAGUUAAUAAAAAACAGAGAGCAUUUGAUUCAUCUGAACCUGAUGUAGAUUUUAUAGAUGAAGAUUAUGUUGCAAGCUGUGACAAUAUACCAAACUUAAUUACAGAUGAUGAUAAAUUAUCACAGAAGAUUGGAACACCCAAAAAAAGUAAUGAGAGUAAGAGUAAUUCUGAAAUAUCAGUAAAUGGUGAUUGCUUACCAUCUCAGACAAGUGAAGAAAAGAAUUAUUUUCCUGAUGAUAAUGAAGAAAUUGCUGGCAUAAAAAAUUGGAACCGACCUUCUGAUUAUGCGUAUGGUAUUGCUACAACUCUGUAUGAAUGCCAUCCUGUUACAAGAGAAAAUGCAGGUGAUCCUAUUGCAGAUUCAUUUGCUGUUUGUAUGAGAGAAAAUAGUGCCAUAUUAGCUUUAGCAGAUGGUGUCAACUGGGGUGAAAAGUCUUGUUUAGCUGCUAGAUGUGCUGUUCAUGGUUGCAUGGAUUAUCUCAAUAAGGCUUUAUAUCGUGAAGGUGGAACUAUUGAAACUACAUUGGAUAUAUUUGUAUGUUUAUUGAGGUCAUUUCAUGCAGCGCACAAUUUAAUACUUCAAGAAAAUGGAAUGCUGACUACACUUUGUGCAGCUGUUGUAUGCCAAUUGAAAAAUUCAGAUAAAUAUAUUGUGUGCACAUGCAAUGUAGGAGAUAGUCUUGCAUAUGUUUACAGUCAAAAAUAUGGAGUAAGAGAAAUUACACAAGGAUCCCAUGAUAUCUAUUCCAUGAGAGAUAUGAGAGAUGCUCUUGGAGCUCUUGGUCCUGUAGAUGGUCAAAAUCCUGAACUUAAUAAUUUAACUGUAUCUAUGACAUUGGUUGAUGUUGGAGAUAUUGUUUUCUUAACUAGUGAUGGAAUUUCAGAUAAUUUUGAUCCAGUAGUAGGAAAAUUUGCAAUUCCACGAAAACUUGAGAAAACAUCAAAAUCGGAAGUCUCAGAAGAGAAUGGAAAGAGAUCUUCACGUUUGCAUAGGUUGAAUAGUCAGAAUGACAAAGAUUGCAUUUCGUUUGAUCCUUCUCUUCCUUUAGUAGAAGCACAUCAGCGCCAUGAACUCACCCUUCUAAGAAUGGAAGAUUUGUUGACAAAUGGUGUAAAUGAAGGUGAUGAUCCAGCACAAAAUGCAAGACAAGUAUGUGAACAAAUGAUUGAUUUUGCAGUGAAAUUAACUGUUGCUAAGAGAAGAAUACUUGAAGAUCCAGAACUUUACAGUGAAGGAGAUUUAGCUAUUAGCCUAGCAGAACAAAGGCUAAGGAGAAGAAAAGCUGGAGAAAAGUUAGCAAUGGUGCCAGGGAAGCUUGAUCAUGCUUCAGUGGUAGCUUAUAUGAUUUCUAGUUAGUUCUUAUAAUUUCAGAAAUCUAAAAUCUACCUUUAGAUAUUAGAUUCAUGUAAUUAAAAACUUAAUUGCAACUCUUUAUUCAAUAUUAAUCAUACAUUCUGUAGAUAUUAAAAUAUGCUUAUUGUUUUUAGAAGUAGAUGUUACGUUUCUUCAUAUCAUAUAAAAGAAAUUUAUUUAACAUCUUUAACUGUAUAUUUAUCACAAUUUCAUAUAAAUGAAAAAUUGUUGUUUUUAUUUGAGAAUCUAUUUACAUUUGUAUUAUAUUUAUUGACUUUUUUAAGUUUGCUUUUAACAUUAACCUACUUAUGAGAAAAUAAGUGAAAACUGUUUAUAUUUAUUCAUUUAUUAAUUUAUAAAUUAAAAUGGAUAAAUUUAUUAAUUAAUUUCAUUUUAAAGUCAAACGUUUUUGUUUCCAUAUGUAAGCCUAAUUCUUUUGAUUAUUUCUUAAUUAAGUUAAUUUUAUUCAUUAAUUAUCAGAAUUUGAUCUGAAGCUAGGGCAGUGUUCCACCAUCUUAUAUAAAAGUUUAAUUAAUAAUUAAUUUGAAAUAAAUUUCUAAUUAAAUUAGAAAGUUCUAGAAAAAUUGAUCUAGAAUGGAAUUAGAACCUGUACCACCUUCUUACCAGGCAACAGGUUAUUAGUUAAGCUACUUAAAAGUAUAGAUGAAGUGGUAAUGUGCCUUUUAGGCCAAAUUCUGAUAAUCAAUUUGUUCAAUUAGCCUUAAAACAAUCUGGUGUUUUUAGACUUACAUUCAGCAAUAGAUUCAGGCUUUUGGUUUAUUUUUAUGAUUUUUGUAAAUUUUUUCAUAACAUUAUUUUUCAUCAGUUCUUUUUAAAGUUGAACUACCUCCUACAAUAAUGAUUUCAAAAUAUAUUUGAUAAUUAUUUUUUCCUUAUAUUUUGUAAAUAGUUUUUGUAGAGAAUAUUUCAAUAAUUGUAUUUUCUGUUUUAUUAACUUUUUUAUAUAUAAAUAUAUUUCAAAAUAUAUUUAUUACUUCUAACUUUAAAAAAAAAAUAGUCUAGAAUGUGAUUUAUUAGAAAGGUCUUCCAAUGAAUAUUGGAUGGAUUCAUAGAGUAGUAAUUAUUAGCAGAAAUGAAAAAUAAAACAUUUAGUGUAAAUAUAAAAUGAUAAAAAGUAUUUUGAAUUGUUGGCAUAGCGCAAAAGAUUUAGAGUAUUUUCACUAUUUUUUAGAAUAAACUGUCUGGAAAAGGUGCAAUGAUAUUAGGAAAUAGUUGAAUCAAGCAUCUUAUAUGUGAAUGUCAAAGAUACUUUGAGGGUAACAUCUUCCAGAUGAUGUAAUUUAUUUUAAAAAAUGCAAUUAGAGAAGUUUACUAAUUAAAAAUAUCUAAUGAUUACUUUUAAAUGUAAUGAUGAAGUAAAUAUAUCCUUUAUUCAUAAUUAAGCCAGUGAUCAAAAUGGUUAAAAAUUUAACAUAUAUUUUAGUUAAUUUUUUAUUGUAUUUUUUUAAUGUAUAAAGCAUUUACAUUUUAAAAAUUAUUGUCUAAACUUCUGUCAUCUGCCCUUGUGAUAUAGAAAAAUAGUUUGCAUUCAGGAAUAAGAUAUAUUAUUUGUAUGUUAAGAGGAAACAAUUGCAUAAGCCUGUAUUUUCAGCAUUCCUAUGAACAUGAGAGCUGUAUUCACUGCCCACUGAUAUGAUAUUGAUUGUAUUGAAAACAGAAUAUGAACAAAUGACAGUAUACGAAACAGUUAGAAUAUUCAAACAAUGAUAUUAAAUUUGUUAUAAAUGAUGUCUAUUAUGUACUAAAAGCAAAAAAAAAUAUCUGGAUAUUAUUUAUAACAAAUUUGACAUAUCACUUUAUAGAAACACAAUAGUCAGUUUUAUAGUGUAUUUUCUCAGCAUAAAAAUUGCUCACUAUUUAAACACAAUUAUACAUUAAUUUCAUUAAUAUAUUCCUCAUACCAUUUUAAUACUUAAAAUACAUAUAUAUGAUAUAUCAAUUUAUGACUGGUAAACUAUCUCAAUCAUUAUUCUUACACAAAUGGCUCAAAAAUCAGUCCAAAUAGUCAGUGCAGCCUUCAUUAUUGGCUCACAAUAAAAGUAAUUUAACACAAUUGAAAUAUCAAGUUAUGCACUAAAGUCACUUAGAGCAUUAUAGAAUCACUUUAAAUAAUUUAGACAAUUUCUGCAAAUUCUGAUGUUCUCUGAUUGUCUGGUCAUGAUGAUAUUUGGGAUAAUAUAUGCAAUAUUUAGAAUAUUUAGAUUUUUUUUUUCUUAGGGGAAAAUCUUAUCAAAUAAUAUAAACUUUUUAACUUCUAUAAAAUAAGAAUAUGUAUAAAAUGCUGCACUGAUACUUCAUAUGCUUACCUCUUACAAGAUAUAAAUAUCUAAAUAUGAUUACCUCAUUAUCAGGAUUCUAUAGUAAUGUAUACUAAUUGUUGACUAUUACAGUUCAGCAUAGCUUCUUAAUCUGUCCUAAAUUUGAGGAGUAUGAUUAAAAUACUUUCAGCUAUAUUAUCAUUAUUGCUAUGAGCUAUUUUUUAUAACCUCCAUUCUUAUACAAUACUCUGACUAUAAAUAGAGAGAUUAUUAUUAUUAUAGAAACUUUUUAUGAGUAUCACUGUAUAAAAUUUAAAGUUUCAACAAAUGAGUAUAUUGAUAAAAACAAUAUUUUGUAUAAAGAAAAAACUAACAAAAUUAUUCAUUACAUAAAUAUUUGAAUUAUUGUUGAACAAAAGUACUUUUGUUCUUUGUAUAGAACUUCAUCAGAAAUACAAAUACAGAGUGGAAUGUAUUAGAAAAUCUAAUUUGAAAUCUGUUAUAUUCCAUUUUAUGUUUGAUUUAAUGAAAUUCUACACAAAAGAAUGAAAGUCUCUAAUAAAUAUUUUAAGAACUAAUUAAAUCCUUUCUACAAAAUUAUUAUAACUAUUCCAUACUAAUCUAGCAUGCUAAAGUCUAAUUACUGUUGUACUUAUGACUUCAUGUUUUAUUUCACAAAAAAAAGUCUGAAAUUUUAUAUAUUUAUUAGUCUUUAUUAUUGUUUUCAAAUUAUAUUUGAACAAAUAAAUGGUAUUUUCAAUAAUAUAAACUGUAUUUUUAUAAAACAUUAGAAGUAUGACCAUUUUCCCACUUAUUCACAAAUUACAUAAUUAUGAAUUACUUAACGUGAAUAAAAAAUGAUUUUGCUUUAGAAUAAAAAUUUAACUAAAUUAUCAAAGAAGUAAUAUCAAUAAAAAUAUUUUCUGGAUUUUUUUUUAAUGCAUGAUGACCUAUAUAUUCCUGGCACAAACAAGUUCUUGAGGGAAAAUUUUUUUUGAUGAGAAAAUAAAAAUCUUUCAAAAACUCACUAGAAAAUCAUGUUUUCUCU